AAUCUGUAGUAAUUUCAGUCGCUCCAUUAAUUUUGUGAGUUUAUAUUUCUUUAAAUUUCAGCUAAUCAACAUAAUUGCUUUUCCUUCGCUUGUGUAUGUACACAAACGAAAACAGCUGCCUUUUGUCGUCAGAAACUUUAUAAAUAAGAAAUUAUUUUCAUAGCAAUAACACGGGGGCCUGUUAUGUUGAAAUAAAAUUCUUUUCGACAAAAGGGCGACACAAUUCUCUUCUAUUGAACUGAUUGACAAAAAUUCUCAUCGUUAACUGUAGAAUAACUGUAAAAAGUAUCAUUUCAAAAGUAAACGUCAUUAUAGAUACAACAUAUGGAGGACAAAUUAACAGAGGAACAAAUAGAAGAAUAUCGCGACGCCUUUCGAUUUUUUGACAAAGAUGAAAGUGGUUACAUCACGACAAAAGAACUUGGUUCAAUCAUGCGCAGUUUGGGUCAAAACCCAACGGAAGUUGAAUUACAAGUGAUAAUGAAUACAGUUGAUUUUGAUGGCAACGGUACGAUCGAUUUUAACGAAUUCGUCAACAUGAUGAUCAACAUUAACAAUAAUACUCUUGAUGAAACAGAACUAGUUGAAGCAUUUCGUACGUUCGAUAACGAUGAUAAAGGAUAUAUAUUUUCAUCAGAGUUGCGCACUGUUCUACAUUAUCUUGGGGAUAAUAUUCCAGAUGAGGAAAUUAACGAUAUUGUUAAAGAUGCAAGACAUGGUUAUAAUAGGAAAAUCAACUUUGAAGAAUUCAAGCAAAUGGUUAAGCCAUAGUGAUGGAGCAUCCGAAAGGGAAGAUAAAAAAUAUGUGAAGUUGGAGACGUUUAACUGGCUCUCAUAUAAACGUGUUUUGUUUAGCUGAUGAAAAAUUACGUGAAAAUAAUAACGCGAAAAGGAUCAUUAUAUAGACAUGCAGCUUUCAUUUGAAAUUGGAUUGGAUCGGAUCAAGAUUGAUUUUUUUAAAUAAACUUCACUUCAGUAUCUUUGAUAUGGUCGAGUGAAUCCAUGACUCUUUGUACUGUAAAUUAACGUGCCAGAAUGCCAAAAUGAUAACUAACUAACAAUGUAAAAUUCAAAUACAAUUCUUCUAAUUUCGA
Xenia sp. Carnegie-2017 is the source of this 1094-nucleotide messenger RNA. Its product is annotated as calmodulin-alpha-like. The coding region runs from base 325 to 771 and encodes 148 amino acids. NCBI's taxonomy places the organism in Eukaryota, Metazoa, Cnidaria, Anthozoa, Malacalcyonacea, Xeniidae. The record is from RefSeq and is a predicted model, not a curated record. The transcript has 5 exons. Gene Ontology annotation, molecular function: calcium ion binding; enzyme regulator activity.